Molecule: messenger RNA, 8638 nt
Organism: Mizuhopecten yessoensis (Yesso scallop)
Lineage: Eukaryota; Metazoa; Mollusca; Bivalvia; Pectinida; Pectinidae
Product: mucin-5AC-like
Exons: 5
Coding region: 968-5998 (1676 amino acids)
Biological process (GO): regulation of microtubule polymerization or depolymerization; actin crosslink formation; microtubule bundle formation
Cellular component (GO): stress fiber; microtubule plus-end; actin filament
Molecular function (GO): cytoskeletal adaptor activity; actin filament binding; microtubule binding
Source: RefSeq, a predicted model, not a curated record
UGGCACCAGAGUGUGUACGCGUGCGAGAGGAUGUGAGUAUUCGUUAUCCUAUCUAGAUUCAGGAUAGAACUCCUGUUGGCUGUGAGCAUGGGAAGGCAGUCGAGUUGGGAACGAUAUCACAGCCGGCCAGAUGUAUAUCUGUAUUGGUGUGUCUCCCUCGUCCCUACAAAACGGCGAUACACUCAAUACAUUGCGCUGUAAUAUACGUAUAGGAGGAUUCUGGCAGCCGUGAGAUCUAAAACCGGUGUUUUGAAAAAAUACAUACUGGAUAUAGCCUAUCUGUCAUUUAAAUGAUAUAUCUACAAGUUGUCACGUGGCGGACUAACGACAGAACGUCCGGUAGUAGGUAAAUAUAUAUAUGUCUGUAUACGUACGUAUUACAAUAUACAUGUGCUACUUAGUAUGGAAUGGUCGGGUGCUUUCGGACUUUUACCUGUAACGGGAUAAUAAUCCUCUCAUGGAGCGCUGUACAUUUCACAGGUACACAUUUACAGGUAUACAGUUUUCGUAUCCUGUGUUAUAAGCCGGUAUGUCAGGUGAGAAUGCCAGUAGGAGUCUAGGUGCUCACUCGAGUGUACGUACUACACCGUAUACAUCGGUGUCCUGUCGUAGGGAACUGUCGAGGUGAAAAUGACAGGAAAAAUCAACGAUUCUUAUUUAAGAGGAGAAGAUAGCAUGCUGCCUCAGUGAGGAAAAAACCCAAAGGAUAUGUACGUCACACUGCCAGUAUGUAACUAACCUCGUCUAGGUGAUCGCCCCACCCCCGAGUUCCCGUGGGUCGUGGGGCUCUAUAGCUGGAAUGUAAAACACAUGGAGUGUUUUUACUCUCGUGAUCUGUGAUAAAUAAUUUUUAAAGUGUGUGUUGGAUUUUAAAUUUUAAAAUCCUGAAAUCUCGAUUUGUUGUGAAAUUAUUUAAUACUUGUUUAAAGGUGUUUUCGUUGGAUUAAAAGUAUAUAACUCCUCCAAGAUGUCUGUUUCGACAACUUCAGAGCCGUCCCAUGGGAAUGCUGACCCUAACGGGACAAAUGGGGGGACGAGUACCCUCCUGGUCCUGCAGCUGAAGCCGAUCGCUACCUUCAAGUCCAAUGAUGAAUACCUGUACGCGAUGAAAGAGGACCUGGCUGAUUGGUUUACCUGUCUGUACAAACUGACCAUCACGGUGGACAACUUCUUUGAGGUGUUGGAGACGGGCGUGAUGCUGUGCGAGCAUGCUAACAAGGUACGAAAGUACGCCAUAGAACGCACUCAGAAAGGAAUCCAAACGGAAAUGCAUUCUAAUUUUAUUCGUGAUCUCAAAGUGCCCCAAUACGAGGUACAAUACCGCGUCGAUGUUCGACCCCAAACCUUCCAGGCUAGGGAUAACAUAUCACAGUUUAUUACAUGGACCAAGAAGUUAGGAAUUCCGGAUGUAUUGUGUUUUGAAACCGAUGAUUUGGUGCUGAGGAAAAAUGAGAAAAGUGUUGUGUUGUGUCUCUUGGAAAUCGCACGAGUGGGGGCAAAGUUAGGGAUGUUAGCCCCUACCCUUGUGCAGAUGGAGGAGGAGAUCGACGAGGAACUGGCCACGGGGGAACCCCCAAAACAAAUCAAAACCUGUGAUAUCAAAUCCCUCCACGAAAUGGUGCAGGAAUUGGCGGGAAGAUGUACCUGUCCAGUCCAAUUUCCAAUUAUCAAAGUCGGGGAAGGAAAAUACAAAAUCGGGGACUCGCAGACGCUUGUAUUUGUCCGGAUCCUCCGGAACCAUGUGAUGAUCCGAGUGGGCGGGGGAUGGGACACACUGGAACACUACCUCGACAAACAUGAUCCCUGUCGCUGUGGCUUUUCAGGUCAUCGACAGUCCGUGUCCCGGGCUGGAGGCACCCCGGCCCGCCGGGCGAGCACUACCGCUGUCUCACAAUCCGUCCCCACUACCCCAAGAACGCCUCGCAAAAUGUCUGUCCAACCAUCCUCAGUCUCAGCCAUUCAGAGGCCACCCUCACCGGCACGCAUGCGCAGCAUGUCUCCUUCACCGGCAUCAAGUCCCAGGAAAAUCCCAUCACAGCCAGUUAGGAAAGUUUCCAUGCCAAGUGAAUCUAUUUAUAGUAAUCAAAUAACGGACACAUCUACCGGACAAAAAUCUAUAACUAAUAACACGAGACGAAGCGAAUCACCAGUUCCGGCUAAAUUCCGUUCACCGUCUCCGGUUUCGUAUACUAAUAAGCCCUCGCAGGUAACAACAACAACAACAGCUGGUAGCCGAUCUCAGGUGCAGGUAGCCAGGCCGGUAUCACCCGUUAAAUCUGCUGUGCCCGUCCCCCGGAGAUGUACGUCUCCCUCCCCGGCCAGGCGGUGUGUGUCGCCGGGCCCCUCCCGACACUGCGUGUCCCCCGGGCCCAACAGGAGGACUACUAGUUUAUCGACCCCCAGGGUUUCUAGACUUGACGACAGACGUCAGUUGCCACAACGACCAAGUAUGGAUUCCUCCGGUAACGACAGCGAGGAAACGGAUGUGACGUCAGGUUCUACGCCAAACCAAAACAACCUAAGUUUAGACCAAAUCAGCACCAUGACAUUGGACGAGUUUAAGAGUCUCUUGAAUAAUGCGCUAUCAGUUCCGAACGGCAACACUUCGGAAGGGAGUAUGGACUCGCCAAGAUCUCAAAGCAGUACGGACAGUUUUAAACAUACCUAUACGGGGCGUGCGAAUAAAAAACCUCUGCUAGGGGAGGCAACUCAAAAGUAUAGAACGUGGGCGAAUCGAAAAGACGCUUCUAGAAGUUUCGAUACAGGGACAAGUGCUAGCAGACAAGAUAAAAUACUCAAAUCGACUCAGUCGACCGACGAGUAUUAUGAACUCGAUAGGCCAUCUAGAAAAACUUCUGCCGUCUCCAGGCCCAAAACGCCGAUCAGUACCGUGCCGAGGCCAAAAACACCGGUCAGUUCUGUUCCAAGGCCAAAAACACCCGUCAGUUCUGUCCAAAGGCCAAAAACACCCGUCAGUUCUGUCACAAGGCCGAAAACACCAGUAAGUGGGAGUUCAGUGUCUAGACCCAAGACACCAACAAGCCAGUUUCGUUCAACAACACCAGUAACUGGUUCUAGGCCGGCUACCGGAAGUGUACCUCGACCAUCACCCGGUGUCACGCGACAGACGGCCGGACCUUCCAGUACCAGUCGUCCAAAAACACCAACACGCUUACAAAACAGUCGUGUUGAACCAAGCAAUAGUUCAAUAGGGAAUGUUACAAGUACUUCAUAUGAAACUAAAACGAAGCAGUGCUCGAGUUCACUGAACAGAACAUUUGGGGAGCAAACGAGGAAUGAAAUGCGUUCAAGUUCGUUGUGUGGGCUAUCAGGGGACGAUCAGAGUGAAAGUGGUUUAAACACAUCAGCAACCAGAACAUUGCCGAGUUCUAAAAGUGACUUGUCAUCCGAUAUACCCAGCACAAGGAGUGAAAGGAUCGCGCAAAUCCGCUCGCGCCUAGCCGCCAGUCGAUACGGAACUGAAUCAGGCAUCACUUCAACUACAGCGCCACCUGCCAGUUCGUCUAGUGCGCAAUACCGGAAAGGGAGCUAUGAUUCGACGGCGCAUGUCUCCCCAAAACCGGAACAGACGUCGCCAAACGUCAGUUAUGUAUCAAUCACAAGUGAAGUUGCUGCGGAAGCCGAAUCAAAUAAGGACUCACAUUUCUCCAAAACGUACCAGGCCAUGCGACAAUUGGAUUCGGGAAGUAUUGAUCCUAAACCAGUGCCAACUUCCGGAAGUGACGUUUCGUUAAGUGUAAGAUCUGACGGGAGUUAUCAAAGUUCGUCAGUGGAGCGGAGUUACGGGUCCUCCCGUCAAAACUCUUUAUCAAGUGUAGAAUCUUCUCCAAAGGAGGAAUUCACGUCAGUGUUAAAAGACAAAAUCUACAGGACACAAAGUCUCGAUGAUAAUCUCAUAAAAAAAGCAAACAAUUCCCAGUCAUCUACGUCAGAUGAAGUUCCCAUUGUUCCUGUGAUGAAUUCUCCCGAUGAGAGGUUAGCACGCCCCUCCACCCCGGCACGCCCCUCUACACCUUCCUUUAUCCCGCGACCCUGUACGCCGUUAUCGAGUUUAAAAGACUCCAUCCAUAAUUUGGAGAAACAGCCGGCGUAUUCCGGUCAGAAUAACGUGUCCCAAACAGGUAGUGGACGGCCGCCUACGCCUAGAAAAGCUACGAUCCUAGCUAAGGCCCCGUCCGCGACAAACACAUCAAAGACCCCGACUACAAGUAAUAACAGUUCCUAUACUAAAAUGUUCCUUGCAAAACGGUCCUCAACCCCCGGGCCGACCCAAAUGACCUCUACAGUAGUUACCCCUCGGAGAUCAAGAACCCCUGGCCCAGGGGACAGAGACAGGAGUUUUAGUAUGGCGUCCCAAAAGUCGGCAAAAGAAAGUCCCAGUGAUGUUUACGGUAACGGGGCCGUUGAACCGAGAGCCAGGAACGUUCCUGCUAGCCCUGUCCCACAGCGGAGGGCACGCACGCCCAGUGUGGAACACAGGUCUCUGAGUGCUCAGAAUUCGAUGGAGGGAGAAACAGUUCUGACUGUAAAUCGGUCUGGCGGAAGACAUGUAUUGUCCUUGGGUGACGCCAAGGACACUAAGACUCCUCGACCGAGUGGCGGCCGAAUCAUUGCGAGGGCGUCGACGGCGUCACAAAACCAAAGACCAACCCAAGAUAUAGAAAGGUCAAGGUCACGAGCUCGUGGCAUGACGGCAACAUCGACAUCUCUUCGUACGAGACCCAGAAGUGUCGACCCAGAAUCUGCCAACGCCAAGAAGGCAGAGGAAAAUGUCCUUAUCGCUCGGCGAGGCGAGAAUGGUGCUCAUAUAGUGAAUAAUCGAACUGAGGCAUGGGUCGAGUCUGCCGCUAAAAACACAAAGGCAAAAACCCCGACCAAAAGUUUGCCCCCGAAGUCAGUAUACAGACGCUGUAAAACACCGAAUCCUCGGAGUAUUCAUGAGCACGAGCUGGAAUCGCGUCCCUUGGAGGAGAUUAAAGCCGCACUGUCUCUCCCUAUCAACGGUCUGAAGGAGGUUGACCUCUCUGAUCUUGACGCUCCGCCAGAGGACGCUGAUGCGUACGCUAAAAUGGACGAAUUAUUCCGACGACUGAAAGCGAAGGAGCUCAGAGCAUCGGUUAACGAGACCCCUGGUGGCCACGGUGAUCUAACGAGGAAAAUAAGCACCGAUCAGGAGGACUCAGAUGUUGCCAGUGGUGACGUAUGUUCACUGGACAGUAACGAAAACGUGAAACGGAAAAGUUCAAAGUCGUCAUAUAAAAGUUCCCCAUCAACAAGUAACCGGGGCUCCACACCCUCAACUCCUUCUCGACCAAAGACUCCGUCAUUCCCACCAAAGGACGGGGAGACAAAUCGACAGUUCACACGGGCAAAUUCCAUGCCGCCCCGGCCCAGCACUCCCACGCGCACAUCUGCAUCACGGAGAUCAAGCUCCAACAGUGCGCAUUCUGCGCCUGCGCCGGAAACAAGUAUCAAACGUAGUGCGUAUGAUCAUACAAGCAUGUUAGUGUCUAAACUUAAGGAACUCAUAAAUACAAAACCAAGGAAGGACGAACAAUCCGGACCUAAAUCUAGAAUACCGGCACCGAAAUCGCUGUCAGCGGUAGGGAAGUCAAAAUCUGUUUCCAAUUUACUAUCAUCGUCGAAUUCAGAAAAUAUUUCUCCAAAUAAAAGAAUUUCUAAUGGUGAUUUGUCGCAGACUUACGACUUUAGUGAUGACCUAUGUGGUGAAAUAUCAAAAUAUUCUUCCCAUGAUCAGUUGGAUUAUAACGGAUAUAAUGGAACAACCCGGAACGGUACGGAAACGCCGGUUCCAAAAUUAUCCACUCCUCUGACAACCGGAAGGAAAGAGUUUCUUAACAAUCAAAGGGAGAACACUCGGACACCAAAACUCGUCCGCGCAGUGUCUAUAGGUAGUCUGUCUAGCUCGUCCAACACACUGUCCUGUACCGUCGGGGACGACGAUGAUUAUGUGUGAUGUUCAGUAUUGGAGUGAUAUUAUAUAUAAUUAAACUGUUGCCGAACUGUUGGAUGUAUGCAAUUUCUGGUGUUGGACAUCAACUCCCCGCUUGUGUUGUGUCGCUGUACCGGAAACGUUUAGUUUCCUCAAACAGCAAAUGUAGAUCCUCAAUUAUUUGUCAGAAUAGCCCACUAGAAUAGCCCACCAGAAACCUUUCAUUUCGCGACUUGUUUGUUAAACUGUGUCAUGCAUGAAAAGAAAAGAAAUUGAACCCCAAAUGUCUUUAAAAGAUCGGAAUGUCCUGUUUUGCAUUUGAGAUGAUAGUUUUAUUUCUAUGCCCAAGUUCAACAGAUUUCGCAAAUAUUCAGCGCGGAAAUCGACCAAUUUGUUACAGAUAUUUUCCCCCCACCCCGAACUUUUAGAACUGAACUGUGUUUGGGAAAGUUUAAACACUUCAAGUGAAUACGUAAUUAUAUAGACCCUGCACAUUCCAGACUGUUCAUUCCUUAGAGUAUUUAAGUAUAUUUUUGAUUUCUAUAACUAUUUUAUCUUAUUUAAUGCCACUACAGAUCUAGAUAUCAAGUUACGAUCCGCUUAAUUAGCCGACUGUUGUUGACUGUAUUUCAUUCCUGUCAUGUGACCUCAGUGCAAAGUGACCUGCAACUGUAUUCACGUACUCCAUGUCGUCACUUCUCAGUUAUACGACAAAAUAAGGCCAGUGAGCUAAUUUGCAUAAUCUGCCAUAUUUUAUUUUGACCUUUCUGUGAAAAUAGCGAGCAAAUUGAAAUUGAAAACCGUGCUUUCGUAGAAUGGUCAAAAUACAAGAUGACGGCAAACAAUGGAAAUAAGUCGAGAGCCCACAUUGAGGGGAUUAUUUUGAGCUACGAUUUAGUGGAACGUGGUGAAUGCCACACGGAAACCAAAACGUCCGGACUAGAAAGUCCCCUUAAUAUCCGGAUUAAAAAAAUCUUCGCAAUUCCGGACUAGCGUUGUCCCAUGUUAUAUCUAGAUAAAGAAUGUUAUUUUUAAUUUCCGGUCUAACAAGGGUUCAUUUAAGUCCGGAUUGUUGAUGUUCUAUUAAACGUCCGGACUAGUGAGGUUCCAUGUUAAAUCCGGACUAUCGAGGUUAUACUUAAAGUCCGGACUAGCGAGGUUCCUCUUUACGUCUGUAUAAACAUACAGUUAUGUUUACUUCAAUUUUUGAUUAUUUUUAUCACUUGAUUUUAAUUUUUAAUCGACUGGUCAUUUUUGAGCAGCUGCCAUUAUGUGUUAUAGAAAUGAAUUAAUAAAGGUUAUGAUCAAAUGGAAAGAUAUCGAACGAGCGGCAUUUUCUUAUUUUUAUCAACAAUGAUUUAAACUUAAUCUGUAUAUCUGUGAUAUAUUUUUAGUGCUGAUAUAGUUCAUUCAAUUUCUUUACUACUUUAAAUGUAUGAAGUGUAUUUAAAGGGUUGUCAGGGUGUACUGGACAUUACAAUCGCUAGGACACGUACAUUUUAUAUUAAAACACAUAGAUGUAUUUAUCUAACCAUCGUCGAGUUAUUAUUCGUACGUUUGGUCUCUAAAUUUGUAUUCCAAUUUAUAGAUAGGGAAAUCGUUUUAUCGUCAACUUUUAAAUUUACCUGUUGAGCACGUGCGUUCUAUAUCUGUGGUAAACUUUCAGUAGAAGAUUCAGAUUUCAGACAGAAUACGUUUAUUGUCCUGCUAUCAUUCUGUAAGGAAAUGUCGAAGACUAUGUAAUCAAAGUUAGCAAUACCGAUUUUCAUUAAAGGUUAAAAAUCGAGCCACAUAAAAAUAUGCAAUAGAUACAUCUCAUCUCGUGAUAGACCUUCACAUCGGGCCUGUACGGCUGAUUCUCGGGACGUCCUCGGGCGCCAGUUUGAUGAGUAGGGGUGUAAUUUCAUUCGAGUUUACUGAUCAUGAUAUGAGACAGCGUUUGAAAGAACGAAGAUUAGUAUCCUCAACGCAUUCACAAUGUUAUCACUCUGCUGUUAAAUCUAGUGCCCAAUAUAUCGUCUCCAGUUACCUCCCUUGCAUAGUGCGUUACAACUCCCGGUCAGAUGUGUGCUUCGCUUUAUUCAACCUAUUGAUCUAACUGUUUGUGUUCACAUACUGUUUGUCACUUUAUAUAUCCGCGAAUAUUUAUUUUUGAGGUUUUAACACGCAGAACUUAAUCGCAAAAUCAACUUUUCCGAUUAUAAUUAUUAUAAUAUCUAUUUCUUUUUCCCUAUAAAUUGACAUUCGUCGUAGUCUGUUACUAUCUUCACGAACUAAAUCUAGCCUGCCGAAUACGAAAAUGUCUGCCUGAAGAUUUUUUGUCUGCUAGUUGAAGCUUGAAUAAGUAUGUAUCAAAACGUGCGUGUUUAACUGUAGAUGGUGUCUAAUGUGUGAUAGAUUGCUUUAUCCUGAAGUGUGACUGUAAUGUCGUUAUACACCCAUAUAUUAUGAAUAUCAUAACAUUUUAUGCAUUAUAUAAAAUAUAUCUUAAGUUAUAUCGAAUGUCAGAGAGAGUGCACGUGCGCGCGUGAGAUGGACGUGUCUAAUAUAUAUGUAUUGCCUAUCUGUGAUUCCAAUAACUAUUUAUUUUGUACAUAUUAUGCAGACUGCGUACACUUUGUGAGAUGUCGAUAUAAGGGCAUUAAAAGUGUUCACACGAUCGUA